AUGUCGCGGCUAUCAUUACCUUAUGACCAAGUACAGGCGCGGGAUUCCCUUGAGUUGGCCAGUUUAGCUUCGAGUGACACAGAUCAAAGAACUUCUUCUUCAGCUUCCAUACGUUCCAAGCUGUCAACCUCUUCAAGACUUACUCAUGACAAAGACCUCCCUGAAAACUCGUAUCACGCUGGCAAUAAAUCGAAAGACGUACAUGGCCGAUCAUUCUCGCUCUCCUCGGCGUUUAACUUCAGCUCAAAUCUAUUCCCUCUAUCUUCAACGACAAGCAAUGGCUACGCACCAAUUGGUGCACCACUCUCUUCUAGUGGCCCCAUCAACUUACAAGCAGACUCACUUGAGAAGCAUAAAAAUUUGACGUACCUUAACGGAUUAUCAUUAAUAGUAGGAUGUGUAAUAGGAUCUGGUGUCUUUUCCUCUCCGAGCCAAAUUAUCGUCAACUCUGGAUCUAUCGGGGCUUCACUCGUCUUAUGGUUGGUAGCAGGAUUAUUGGCAUGGACAGGAGCCUCAAGUUAUGCUGAGUUAGGAGGUGCCAUACCACUCAACGGCGGAUCUCAGAUUUAUCUUACUAAAAUUUUCGGAGAACUAGCUGGAUUUCUAUUUACGUGGUGUGCUGUCAUGGUAUUGAAGCCAGGCUCAACAGCCAUUAUAUCUAUCAUAAUGGGAGAAUAUCUAGUGCGAGCUUUGAUAGGUUCUGAUGCAGAGAUUAUUAGUAUAUGGGUCAACAAAAGCGUUGCCCUUAUUGCAAUGGUGGUUGUCACCAUGUUGAAUUGUGUAUCUACGAAACUUGGAACUCGAACUAGCGAUAUAUUCACGGUUUUUAAACUCAUUGCGAUCUCUGGAAUAACAAUGACAGGAGUCGCGGUAGCGGUCAUGAGACUCUCUAAUUCUAACGGCACUACUUCGGUGUCGGGAUCAGGAAGCACUGGAUGGUUUGAUGGAACAAGUACAAGCGCCAGCCAAUGGGCAGUAGCUUUGUAUGCCGGACUCUGGGCCUUUGAUGGCUGGGAUACAACUAGCUAUGUUGUAGGGGAAUUUCGAAACCCCAGCCGAGAUUUACCCAGAGUUAUUCACACAGCUAUGCCAUUAAUUAUUACGUCCUAUAUCCUCGUCAACAUGGCCUAUUUUCUUGUCCUUCCAUGGGAAACUCUAAAAUCAUCCAACACAAUUGCUGUCACGUUUGGUGGCCUGGUUUUUGGGCCUGUUGGGUCUAUCAUACUCGCUCUUGUCAUAUCGGCAUCGUGCUUCGGAGCCCUCAAUGCCAGCGUAUUUACCUCUGGUCGCUUAAUUUGUGCAGCUGCAAAGGAAGGGUAUCUUCCUCCAAUUUUUGGGGAAAUUGGUAUCGGAACGAAAAAAAAUGACAGUUUACACUCUGAUAAAAGAAAUCGGGCUUCUCAACUAUUAGCAAAGCUGGUGGGGGAUGAAGAAAAAGGCCUCUUCUUCACACCCAUUAAAGCCAUGAUGCUCAAUGCAGGUUUUACCAUAUUUUAUAUCAUAAUUGGCGAGUUCUCUACCCUGGUUACAUUCUAUGGAGUUGCGGGGUACUCUUUUUACUUCCUUACGGUCCUUGGUCUCAUAAUAUUGCGUGUCAGGGAACCUCAUUUAGAAAGACCGUACAAAACAUGGAUAACAACCCCAAUAAUAUUCUGCUGUGUGAGUUUAUUUUUGUUGAGCCGUGCGAUUUUCGCAGAGCCUUUCCAGACUUUAAUUGUUUUGGUAUUUCUCUUGGCUGGUGUUCCUAUGUAUUAUUGGCGAGUCAAGGGCCCAAACGAAAAGAGCAAUGUAAAAAUAAGCAGCCGAAAAUGA
This is a messenger RNA of Blumeria graminis f. sp. triticale, 1812 nucleotides long. NCBI's taxonomy places the organism in Eukaryota, Fungi, Ascomycota, Leotiomycetes, Helotiales, Erysiphaceae. The record is from the annotation of a GenBank genome assembly.